AUGUAUGACGAACUUUUAAAACACGUGAGAUUAAUGCAAAACAAUCUGUCAUCAUUGAACAAGACAUUGUUAGUACUUCUGCGUGUUCAUAUGACGCCAAUGAAAGAAGCAAGUUGGAGAAAGCAAGCUUCGAAAACACAUAGGACUAGGAAGAAGCAACAGAAUGGUGUCAGUUUGCAAACCAAAAAUGGCAUUAUUCAGAAGGAAUAUAAGAACAGAACAAGAUGUGAGAGGGAACUUGAAGAAGUUCAACAAUCUGUAAUUAGAAGACAUUCUGGAACGACUUAUGCUUUGUGUGAUGAAACAUUUCCUGUGUUGGUCUUGUUUGAUUCCAACGAAGAGUCGAGUCAGGAAGUAAGAGAGCUACUCUGCAUCCAUGAAGCUGUGUCGAAUGACUUCCUUGCUGGACAUAUACUCCAACUGAAUGGGUUAAUAAUGGUUUCCAAACUUUUGAUUGUUCUAAGAUGUUAUUGUUGCAAACAAUUUGGUAUACACAAAGAGUCCAUUGACUCACUUUAAGCAAUUAAUACUAGUUCGUGUCGAGCAACUUCAGUUGCAGAAUAGGAAUUAUGUGUCGGUUAAAAUUAAUACUGGAAAUAAAGAAAUGCUC
Messenger RNA from Mycotypha africana, 610 nucleotides. RefSeq lists its product as uncharacterized. The transcript is spliced from 3 exons. The record is from RefSeq and is a predicted model, not a curated record. Bases 1 to 519 code for a protein of 172 amino acids. Lineage: Eukaryota; Fungi; Mucoromycota; Mucoromycetes; Mucorales; Mycotyphaceae.